AUGGAGGAUCCAAUCAGAAUUGGAGGAAGAGGGAGGCAUGAAGUAAAUUUAGCCUCAAGAAAAGCUGAAGAAGCAGCCCUGAGGAGAUUUCAAGCCACACACUGGCUCGAAUGUGUGAUGGGGCCACUUGGAAUAUCAAACCAACCAUCAGAACAAGAGUUCAUUACCUGUUUAAGAAAUGGUCUGAUCCUUUGUAAUUUGAUCAACAAAAUUCAACCAGGCUCUGUUCCAAAGGUUGUGGAGAAGCAAUCAUCUUUCAAUUCACUUCUUUGGGAUUCACAACCAUUGCCUGCCUAUCAAUAUUUCGAAAAUGUCAAGAACUUUUUGGUAGCUGUUGAAGAAUUGAAGCUUCCUUCAUUUGAAGCAUCUAUUUUUGAGAGGGAGAAUGUGGAGGAGGGAUUGUCAACAAAGGUUGUUGACUGUCUUUUGGCACUUAAAGCAUAUCAGGAGUGGAAGCAGAUGCCUGGGAGUAAUGGAGUUUUUAAGCCUCCAAGAUCCCCUUUUGUGGUGCAUUCAUCGUGUAGGCCCAAUUCACGCCCCCAAGGAACAACAAUAUCCAAUAGUUGCCGACAAUUGGAACUGUCAAGCAGUGAAAAGCCACCACCUGCACUACCUGAAAAUCAGAAAUUUCAAGAUUAUAUAGUCAAGGCUCUGACUGAUUAUAUGGUUGAAUCUAAGGAAAAUGUGGACUAUGAACAUUUCGCUUCAUUACAUGAUGGAAACAUGGAUCCAGCAAAGUUGUUUAGAGAGGUAUUAUCUAAUUGUGUGGAGGAACAACUCCAGAAAAAGUUUCCUGAGUUGAAUCCAAAAAUUUUGAAACCUAACAUGAGAAGCAGCCCAACUGGCAGUGCAUUUUCCACUCCCCCACAAAAUUUGUCUGCUCCUCGAAAUGGAAAGUGGUGCAGGGCAUGUUUGAGGAAUGGUACCUGUAACCACUGGAAUUUGGUUCAGAUGCAUGAAAAGGAAAUUUUGAAUCUCAAGAUGAUACUUGCAAGUGCAAAGAAAGAGUUUCAACAACUGCAAAUUCAAUUACAGAGAGAUUUGCAACUAGUUGGAGGACAGGUGCAAGAGAUGUCUUUUGCUGCACAAAAGUACCAUAAGGUUGUUGAAGAGAACAGGAAUCUCUACAACAUGGUUCAGGAUUUAAAAGGAAAUAUUAGAGUGUACUGCAGAAUCAGGCCUCUAUUCAGAGUUGAGGCAAAAAGUUGCAUCGAUUUUGUUGGAGAGGAUGGGUCUUUGGUAGUUGCAGAUCCACUCAAACCACAAAAAGAUGGAAGAAGAGUUUUUGAAUUCAAUCGUGUAUUUGGGCCGAGUGCCACUCAAGAGGAUGUGUUUGCAGAUACUCGUCCACUCAUUAGAUCAGUCAUGGACGGGUAUAAUGUGUGCAUUUUUGCUUAUGGACAAACUGGAUCUGGAAAAACACACACAAUGUGUGGACCUUCUGGUGGUGCAAAUGAUCAGCUAGGAAUUAAUUAUUUAGCCAUCAAUGAUCUCUUUCAUCUAUCAGUUGAAAGAAAGAACAUCAUGAAGUAUGAUAUCCAUGUGCAAAUGGUUGAGAUAUACAAUGAGCAAGUGCGUGAUCUUCUUACAGAAGAUUCGUCAGUCUCAAAAUAUCCUUUUCUCAUUUUAAACUUGGCUCUUCCGGAUGCCUCAAUGCACCGUGUGAGGUCUACUUCCGAUGUGAUUAACUUGAUGAAAUUUGGGGAAACCAACCGAGCUGUUGGCUCCACUGCAAUCAACAACAGAAGCAGUCGUUCUCACAGUGUGCUAACCAUUCACGUGAAUGCUGAAGAUGUAUCCGGGAACAGACUUCGCAGUUGCCUUCACUUGGUAGACCUUGCAGGUAGUGAACGCGUAGACAAGUCUGAAGUCACUGGAGAAGGGCUUAAAGAGGCGCAGUAUAUCAACAAGUCUCUUUCAAGUUUGGGAGAUGUCAUUAUGGCAUUGGCCCAGAAGAAUUCUCACAUCCCUUAUAGAAACAGCAAGCUUACACUACUGUUGCAAAAUGCAUUAGGUGGACAUGCAAAAACAUUGAUGAUAGCUCAUGUGAGCCCAGAGUCUGAUUCUUUUGGAGAAACAGUUAGUACCUUGAAGUUUGCUCAAAGGGUCUCAACUGUGGAGCUUGGUGCAGCUUGUGCAAACAAAGAAAGCAGUGAAGUUUUAGAGCUCAAAGCACAGAUUGAGAGCCUAAAGAAGACAUUGGCCGACCGGGAUGCAUAUACACCACAAAGAAAUAAAUCAAAAGACGCUGCAAGGUCGCCAAUAACUGAGAAAAAGGUACCUAAAACCCCACCACCGCAGAGAGGAUCAAGGAGAUUAAGCUUGGAAGGACCCAGAUUGACUAAAACAAAUCCUGAGCAGAUUAAGAUAGUGGAGCCUGUUCAACCGCAAGGCCCCUUUGUACAGAACACUGCCAAUUUUGAAGAUGCAGAGUCACUAACUAGUACAUCUCAUGGAACUAUCGAUAAUGGUGAUUUUGCAGCUGAUCUCAACCUCUCAAAUGUUCCAAGAAGUCCAACCAGGGCUGCUUUAAGGAGUCCAACCAAGCCUCCUCUUAAAAGUCCUACGAAGCCUGCUCUAAGAAGUCCUAUGGCCAAAGUAGAGAAUAGAACAAGAAUACCACGUCUUCAACAAACAAUGACACCUGAUCCUACAUCAGCAUCCAAAGCUGUAGGCCAGAAGGGAAUAAAGACAGCUCAAGGUGUUCCUUCCGAACUUUUGAUUCCUGGCUUGACUAACACAACUUCAAAUGGAAAGGGAUCUCACAUAAGGAAAUCACUUCGGACUAUCGGGAAACUUAUCAAUGGUUCUGAGAAAAGGAAUCAGCCCAAAUUCUUAGAAACAGGAGCUGCUCUAUCGCCUUUGAAUGGCUCAAUGGAAAACAUAUUUGAUGAGGAACAGUCUCCAAUUCCGUCGAACUUGAAAGCACUAAGGAGACAGUCAUUGACUAAUAUGCAACCACCGGAGAGAUCAAGGAGAUCUUCUUUGGGAGGAAAUCCUAUUCCAUACACUAACUCUACAACUAAUGAAAAGAGAAAUCCUCCUACGACACCCCCUCCGGCCGUCCGUGCUUCGACCAAUAUGACAAAAAGAUGGAUGUAG
Messenger RNA from Oldenlandia corymbosa var. corymbosa, 3102 nucleotides. Lineage: Eukaryota; Viridiplantae; Streptophyta; Magnoliopsida; Gentianales; Rubiaceae. The record is from the annotation of a GenBank genome assembly.